AUGGGACAUGGCAGUCGAGCUACACAGGUGUACGUAUGGUGGACACGUGAACACGUGGUCAGCAGAGAAACAUGGAUGCCUCCAGAGGCUGACCACGGCGGCGACCUAUCGGAAGGCGAUAAGUUCAGUACUGUAUGUCUGAAGGAUGAGUCAACCAUGAAGCAAGAUUUACAGCGAGCUCGAAAGUGCUUCCUCGCCAGACUUUCCUACAGACAGCUGGGAAGGACGGCAUGCCUGACUGGGCAGUGGGAUGUGGUCUGUCGCAACGCAAAGCUGAGGGCCGUUCCUAACAACGAGCACGGUGUGCUAGCACGCAAGGACCCUGACAUUUGGCAUGAAUAG
Messenger RNA from Chondrus crispus (carragheen), 342 nucleotides. RefSeq lists its product as hypothetical. The transcript has a single exon. NCBI's taxonomy places the organism in Eukaryota, Rhodophyta, Florideophyceae, Gigartinales, Gigartinaceae. The coding region runs from base 1 to 342 and encodes 113 amino acids. The record is from RefSeq and is a predicted model, not a curated record.